Striga hermonthica is the source of this 516-nucleotide messenger RNA. NCBI's taxonomy places the organism in Eukaryota, Viridiplantae, Streptophyta, Magnoliopsida, Lamiales, Orobanchaceae. The record is from the annotation of a GenBank genome assembly.
AUGAUUGGAGAACUCAUCACAAGUUGUUUACUAUUGGUGCUUGGAUACGCAUAUCCUGCGUUUCAGUGCUUCAAAACCGUGGAGAAAAACAGAGUCGAAAUUACAGAACUCCGUUUCUGGUGUCAAUAUUGGCUACCAAUGUAUGGAGAGAUGAAAUUGGCCCUUUUCAUCUACUUGUGGUAUCCAAAAACUAAGGGAACCGGAGUUAUUUACGACACUCUGUUACGACCUUACGUGUCGAAACACGAGACGGACAUCGAUCGGAGAGGAGAGCGAGUGGCAUCACCACCACGAAGAUCAUUCGGGUUUUUCAGGCGGAGCAAACCCGAGAAGCGGGCUUAUCGCAACCAAACCUCCAAAUCGGAGGCCAUUAAAGUCGAGCUACAAAACCAAAGGCACUUCAUCCGACCGGAAGAUGUUCUUGUUUCGGACCCCAAGUUGGGGGCCGAUAAAUCGGAUGUUGAUCACGAAAUAGAAGCAGCUAGGAACAGACUUAGGCGCUUUAUUGAUGGCUAA